Molecule: messenger RNA, 1560 nt
Organism: Penicillium soppii
Lineage: Eukaryota; Fungi; Ascomycota; Eurotiomycetes; Eurotiales; Aspergillaceae
Product: putative histone acetyltransferase Spt10
Exons: 2
Coding region: 1-1560 (519 amino acids)
Molecular function (GO): acyltransferase activity, transferring groups other than amino-acyl groups
Source: RefSeq, a predicted model, not a curated record
AUGUCUGAAGUCCAUGGAGAUGCAGAGCUCGUUCCAGCGGGCCCUGAUAUUGAUUAUCCGCUCGCUCUUGCUCCGCGACAGGUGACUUUACGAGACCGGGUUACAGUCGCAACCCUAGUCCCUUUCGCCUCACCAGAAAAGGUACCCCGAGGGUUGAUGAAGUAUCUCUCUGAUCAGUUCAACAAAGAAAUUGAAGAAGGAGAUACCUAUGCCAUGACCGAACCUAUUCCAUUGGCACAGUUUGGAAGGUAUUGGUUCUCCAACUUCGGUGUUGUCAUGCUUCUUGGAGACAUCGAGAGCGCAGAGCAAACCCAUUCUAUGGAACGGGCUGGCGCAAACUGGACCAAGAUCUGUCUAGGCGGCUUUCAUAUUCGACCCAACUACCCUGGCCGGAGUAGUCAUGUCUGCAACGGCACAUUCAUUGUCACUGGUGCUGCACGAAACAAAGGUGUAGGUAGACUGAUGGGCGAAUCAUACCUGGAAUGGGCACCGCGUCUUGGCUACACAUAUGCAGUCUUCAAUUUGGUCUAUGAGUCCAAUGUUGCCUCAUGUCGCUUAUGGGAUUCGCUUGGCUUCAAACGAAUUGGUCGAGUGCCUGGCGGAGGCCAGCUCAAAUCCCAACCGGGAGAAUUUGUUGAUGCGAUCAUCUACGGCAGAGGUCUCAGCCUGGAUGGCGAAGAUUCUGUGUCACAAGAUCGCUUUGAGAAGAUCCGUUUUUAUCUAAAACACGGCAAGUACCCCCAUGGGGCUGACCGUGCUGAGAAGAGUCGGCUUCGAAGUGCGGCGACUCACUAUAAGUUGCUUAGCGGUGAGGAUGGCGAGCUUGAAAGAUUGAUGUUGAAAGAUAAGGAGGUGGUAUCCGACCCGCAGCAACAGUACGAUAUUGCUCAGGAGGUCCAUCUCAAGCAACAUGCCGGAAUCAACAAAACUACAGCAGCUAUUGCCACAAAGUUCCACUGGGUACGAAUUAAAGAAACUGUCAACCGCGUGAUUCGCGACUGUCCACAAUGCAAGGAAACCCUCAAGGCACCCCCAAUCCCAGGGAGCAAAGAAGAAGAUCGCUCACCCUCGGAACCAAUGUCUGGCAUGGAAAUGGACAGUGCCAUGGAACAGCCUCAAAAAGAAGAGGAGCCGGUCCAUAUCCCUCAGGAGAUGGACCAAGCACCGGACCAAGCACCCAGUUACAACCCCCUUAUGCACCAGCCUGUCUCUACUGCUGUUCCCGAAACCGUCCACUCCAUGGCAGGAUUCCCGCCUAUGCCCCUGGAUCCUCAAAUAAUGCAUAUACAUCAGCAACUCCGACGCUAUCAGCAACAAAACCCCAUGGGCCAUUAUCCUCAGGGGGCCCACAAUGUCGAUAUGUCAAACUUUGACGAUGCAAUGCGCUAUCAUACAGCCAACAAUGCUUAUCAGCUGAUGGUUGGCGAAGCACCGGAUUUGUUUCCACAAGACAUGCUUGGCAUGGUGAACCCGCAAGCACACGACUUGCAGCAUGAUCCUGAAUUACUCAACAAGUUCGAGUAUGGAAGUCCAUCGGAUGGGAAUUACGACUUUACGUGA